This is a messenger RNA of Symsagittifera roscoffensis, 7002 nucleotides long. RefSeq lists its product as uncharacterized. Bases 297 to 6716 code for a protein of 2139 amino acids. The transcript is spliced from 19 exons. Gene Ontology annotation, molecular function: microtubule plus-end binding. Gene Ontology annotation, cellular component: cell cortex; microtubule plus-end; nucleus. Gene Ontology annotation, biological process: cytoplasmic microtubule organization. Lineage: Eukaryota; Metazoa; Xenacoelomorpha; Acoela; Convolutidae. The record is from RefSeq and is a predicted model, not a curated record.
ACUUUGUUUAAUAUCAACAUUUAAAGCUGCUCAAUUUUAAAUUUUCCUAUGGUCUAGGACAAGUAUCUUAUUUAUGAAUUUGAUUAUACAGUAAAAAGUCCAUUGAACUGACAAGUUGAGUGAACCGUUUUCAGUUAAAAAUUUCCUCCCUGUUAAAUUUCCCGAACAAAUAAAAUCGAAUUUACUUCUUAGUUUAAAGUAGUUCAUCUAAAAGUGGUCAUUACAUUACGAUUGUACUUCGAACAGUUGGUUAUUAAUAACUGGUUAAUUAGAGAGUUCAUUCUUUCUUCGUUAAAAUGGCGCCUUCAAUUUUACUCCGUAAAUUUUUCUCUCACUCCAGAUCAAAUAGCGUUUCCUCUCCCACCCACAAUUUCGCCCCAGCAGCGAUGCCCCCUCAAAGUCCGCUACCCUCGUUUGACCCCAAUUUUGACCCCAAAAUCAGAGGUCAUCAGUCUCCAAGACUGAACUCACCUGAAAAUAUCCACCAAGUUCGUCAUCAUGGAAAUGUGAAAACAGCCUCGCUACCAUUCGAAGAUUUGUCUCAGAAAAGAAUUUGCACAGAUUUGGAUAAGUUGUCACCCGGUGGCGAUUAUAACUCAGUUUUUUCAGCUCAAUAUGCUUCUUCUACCUCGACGAAACCAGCCCCAAACUUCACCCAAAUCCCUCCGACCAAUCAGCGAUCAGCAAGUGCAAACACGCCCCUCACAGGCGCAGCGUCGAAGCGCAAAAAGUCCUUCUUGCCGAGUUUCAGGGAUAGGCUAAACACUGUAACUUCAGGUGAAAAAUCAUCAUCAACAAACAACAACAACAAUCACUCAAAUGUCAACAACAAUCAGAAAAACAGCUCAGGAAACCAACAAGAAUCAAAUUCAGCCUUGAAACAUAAUAGUGCUAACAGCUCGAAGCAUUUUGCAGAAAUUAAUCGCCAGCAGCCCAGAGAACCGAGAAUAGGUGAUAUUGUUUAUUUCGGCGAGUUGAAGGGAAUCAUUCGGUACAUUGGGACGACUCAUUUUGCGCCUCAAAAUGCAAUCUUUUGUGGCCUUGAACUUUAUACGGCUAGUGGGAAAAACGACGGAGCGGUUGAAGGCGUCAGAUAUUUUCAGUGCCCGUUUAAAUUUGGCCUUUUUGUGUCAGUUGACCGAAUUAGUUUUACACCGUGCAAAGAGCCAACUAGUCCUUCGAGAAAAAGCUCUCAAAAUAUUGCAAUACCUCAACAAACCAAUACGAAUGCAGUUGAUUUGAAAACCGAAGUUAAGCAAAAAACGAGCUCGUUACGUGAUCAUACGAGCUAUUUUGGAAGUUCGUACGUUAGAAAUGAUUACCCACAUAUCGAUUGUCAAAAUCAAAUUGAUAGUAAAAGUUUCAGUAAUGGAAACUUGGAUAAAAAUACGACUUCAAAUGCUCCAACGGCAAUUAAUUCACUGAAAGCGGCAAAUAGAAAUGCUCCGAAAACGCCGCCUUCUUCAAAUCGGAAACAUUUUUUACCAGUUCAUCCACAGUUUCUCAGAACCCAAAGUGUACCGAAAUUGCCGACUGGCGAUGUUAUUAAUGCAAAUAAUGUGCCUUCAACUAGUAAUGCGAUUUCGCCAAUGGCCAGAGAAGGACCGAAAAUUUUUGAGUCGAACCAAACCAGUCAAACUGGAGUGAAAAAUACUGGUGGAAGUUCUAAUGUUGAGCCAGCGAGUGGUAUGAGUAAAAUUGAAAGGUUCUUGAGACCAAGGAAUUCACGUGGGAAUGUAUCAAAAGUGGGAACAGCAACUGGUGAGGGUGGAGCAAUGGGGGGAUCUCAGAGGAACAGUUUGACAGAGGUGCAGAUGUUGCUCCCCAAGCAGAACAUGUCGGAUUUGACUCUGCUGAUUAGAGACAAACAAAUCCAAAAUGGAAUUCCAUCCACGCCGUUGGGUGAUGGCAGCCCAGGCAGUGCCCUCCGCCAAGCCCAGUACCUCUUCACUUGUCCCAGCCCCACCCCUGAUAUGAUACUCGGAGGUGGAAGGGAUGGAGGCGUGCAGUUGGAAGUGGCAACUGAGACAUAUGUGAUAGAGAGUGAAGACAUGUAUUAUGGUGGGGGUAAUAAUAGUCAGACUCUCACGCAGGUGGAACAUAGUCCAGUACAACAACAAUCAGAAGCAAACUUUGACCAAGAACCAAAUCUGUCUUCCAGCAACAUAUUCGUGAACCGAAUCUCCCCGGAGGAAAGUAAUUCUGACAAGAUGGAGAACUUCCUUGAAACAAUCCCUGAAGCCGAAAACUCAAUGGCAAACACCUUAGAUAGAUUGGGCGAUCGACAAUCGAUAAAUUCCGAAGAAAGUUGCUGCAUACCAUCAAGGAGAACAUCGCCUGACGGGAGUUGUGACAAUUCUUUAAACAACUCAAAUUACGCAAGCAGGAAUCAGAUUCUAGCUCAGCCUAUUGUUGUGAAAAGUCAGUUUAGUGAUAAUUUUAAACUAGGCGCGUUAGAUGAAGAUUUAAAAGGAUCGAAAGACACGCUUUCGGGUGAUGAAAAUAUCGAAGAUCGCUGCUCUGAAUUGAUAAAUUUGAAUCAGUUAAAGAACGUGGACAAAGUAAAGGUAAAAAACAACAGUGUGAAAACUUGUUUUGAAUCAAAAUACGAUCACGCGUGCAAUAAUUUCUACAGUCCAAGUCCAGAAUUGCCGAGGUCAUUGACAUCAAGUUGCAAUAACCUGUGCGACAACGAUGGAGACGUCAGCAAUUAUGAAAACGAAGAAGAGGAGUUGAAUUUCGAUGACAACUUGUUAGCUAAUCGUUCGGCUGUUUUUUCGUCUAAUCAGUCGGAACUUUCGGACGAGGAUGAAGAGGAUCCGUAUUGUUUGUUGAAAGAAGGAGCUAAACGAAUGGAACCGGAUACCAUUUCUGAUGAUUAUCUCAACUCAACAAGGUCGUCACCAUUCGGUGCCAACAGCGAGCAAAAGUAUUCAAGUUGGUCUUCGAGCCAAUUUGUGUCUGAAAAAGAAUACGAAAUAGUUCAAGACGAUAUUUAUUCGAGCAACGAACUCAUUUUGAAACAGCCAAGUUCAGAUGAAAACUUAGUUUGCUCACCAACAGAACAUGACCAAAAUAGUUUUCAAACGCAGUAUAUUGAUGUGCCUUCAUUAGAUUCGGUUACAAAAGUUCAACAACGUCAAAAUGCGGAAAAAGGGAAGGACUGCAAAUUUGUCAAAAAUUACACCAAGGAAAAGAAGCUCCUUAAUAACGAAAGUGCACGUAUGGGAAUGGCUAAUGCUCAAAUAGUGGUUUCUAAUAAGGAAAUAACGGUAAAAAAUACAGACAGUGGAAUUGAAAAAUUUAAUAAUGGUAGAAUCUCGGCUCAGGAAAAUAUCGAUGGUGGUUUUUGUAGUGAAAAACGCGGUACAAAUGUACAAGCCAAGCAGUCAAAUACAGUUACAAGCAAAGCAAAUAAUUCAAAUAGCAGUAGCUCAAGUAACUCAGCUCAAAACAGCGAACACAGUGGAGUUUCCUCUGCUUUAAAACCGCCAUCGUCUUAUAACAACGCAAAAAUUAUUAAAACUACUACUUCAGAUUUUCAAAAUAAAACUACAAAUAAUCAAGAAAAAUCUUCAUCUGCGAGCACAAAUUGCAUUUCUGCGUCUAACAUACCGGUUAAGAAUCAAGGAUCACCAUCGCAUCAAAAAUUUGGAUUUAUUCCGAAGGCCCAACUUGCAAAUAGAGAGUUACCACCUUUGCCUAAAUCAACGAAUUUUCAAAAUAAAUCGAAUGUAGAAUCGAAGUCGAAAAGAGGUCAAAUACUCCCCAAGGAAAAUAAAAGCGAACAAUUGAAUUGUCAAAAUAAAUCUGAAGAGACUGUUUUAAGCAAAGCAUUUGAACUGAACCAGAAAUCUGAGAGGAACGAUCAACAUUACGCUUACAUAGCUGAAAAUACAGAUAAACGAUAUAGUGAAUUAGAGUUGCCUUCGCCGAGCUUAAUUUUUGACCAAAGUAAUGAGAAUUCAAGCAAUGAACGCGAUUCUGGUCGAAAAUUAACGAGUAAUUAUCAUUUAUCGGAAGAUGAGAAACUCGGAAAAACUCAACUUGAAGAUAAAGUCGACGAAAAAGUCGAAUCACAAGACGAACUUCAAGAUACAGAUGAUGAAAUAUUGAGAAAUGACCCAGCAAUUGUGAGAAUACCCAAAAAGAAGUUCAGUUUACCCAGCUUGGGUUUAGAAGGCAAUAAACAAAGUGGUCUGAAGUCGCCGUUGUCGAUUGCUCCGGUUGAUUACAUCAGAUCCGUUUCAGCCAAUCAGGAAUCAACAAUCUCAGCAACCAAUCAGGAAACAUUAGCUUCAACUGCCAAUCAGAAUCAAGAGAUCCAGUUAGAUGAAGCAAUGGUAGUAAAUUCUGGAAUGUCAAAAUCAGGGCAGAAAACAUCUGGAGUCGGGGGAGUGAAAAGGUUAGGAGGUGGGGGUAACAGCGCGUUGCCGCCUCCGCUGCCGGCGAGACAUCCGAAGUUAGCCAAUCCGAAACCUAUUGCCGUUGCUUCUUCAAAGUCUGAUCAGAAGCAACAAGUUGUCACAAAAGUUACAUCGGCUGCCAACGAACUGGUCAAAUCAACAAAUGCAGACCUGAAAGCGAGCAAGAUUGCUCAGCCAAGAAAUCUCAACUCAACUGCAGCACAAUCUCAGGGUAUUCCCAAACCAGGUAGCAAAGCAGAAGGUGGGAAAAAGAAAUCAGUACAGGAAAACAAAAAUGGCGGCAAAGACACUUCCCAGCUCCCUACGAAAAUCCAAAGCGGCAAACCAAUUCCUAACAAGAAAGAAUCCCUCAAUGUUGACUCAUCAGAAGAAGUUGGCGUGAACAAACCAGAAAACCUCUCCAUACUUGACCUUGAAUCCAUUCAGAAGAGUCCCAGUUUGUCCUCCUUAUCGAGCAUCAAAAGCACAGAUCGGUCAGUGUCCAGCGCAGUUUCAGCAAACAGCAGGAAAGCGGCACCUCCAAAAUCAUCCAAGUCAAUCAUCCCAACCGCAACAGGUGGAAACGAAAACGACGUAAAGAAGUUAGCAGCUCCUAUAGCCUUAGCCGCCAGACCUCUUGCAGUUCCCGAUUCGCCUGUGAUGUCUAGAAAGAAAAAGGCUCCAAUUGGACAGUCGAAACUCGCUGGGACUCCGAACCAGAAGCAACAAGGUGUCCAGAGGAGAAAUAAGGAAGCACGUUCAAAAGAAGAGACAGAACUGCAGCAAAAAGAGACUGAAGUGUCUCGUCUGUCCCUUCAGCUGGAGGAGAAGUGUGAACAACUGAGAAGAUCCACAUUGGCACUGGAGACUUCCAACCAGGCUGUGGAUGUGUUCUCAGUCCUCAUCCAGCACAUGACUCAAUCGAUGGAUGCCUUCUCUGUGCCUGAACUGAAGAGAGAACUUGCCAAUCUACAUGCAGCCUUGGAACAAUCUACUGACUCAAUUGAUGCUGCGAACAAUGAGAUCAAACAACUGAAGGUGCAACAUGUGUCUAAAGUGGAUGAGAUUGUCACAGAACACAACAGGAAGAUCGAAACUGUGAAGAACCAACUGCAGCUGGAGUUUGAUGACCUAGCAGAAGAGUUGCGCAGCUCUCACGAAGAAGACAAGGACUUCCUCAUAACAGAACAGGAAUUGCAACUAUCCCAGCUGAAAGAAUCCCACCAAUCAGAGUUGGAGGAGAUAGUAGCCAAUCAGGAGGCAGUGAUUGAGCAGUUGGAACAGCAGCACAAGAGUGAAUUGAAUUUGUUGAAUGAUCAGUAUACGGAGGAUAUUACGAGUACACAGUUGAUAUCGUCACAGACUAUUCAGAAACUCAGGGAUCAGAUCAGUGAGCUUGAGGAGAGGAAUGGGGGGUUGAGUAGGAAAGUGCGGGAACUGGAGAGAUACAUUGAACUGAAGACAACAGGAAAAGGAGAGUCGUGGAAGAAGGGAUUCUUUGAGCCGGAGGCGGAUGGCCGGGAGCGGGCCAAGAGUGUUCCGGAUCAGCCGGUGAGUGCAGAGUGGAUGCCGGAGGAGUUGCAGUCUCUGCGGUGCGUGCUGGAGAUGAGAGACGAAGAGAUUCAUCGACUCCGAAGGGAGAUGAAUGAUGCCAAUGCACUGCGUGAAACCUUAAUGCAGAAGGAGGAAGAAUUGAGUAGCUGCAGACUACAUGUGGAGAGUCUCCAAGCAUCGCUGCAGAUGAAGAGCGACAUGGAAAAAGAAUUAAGAUUCAAAUGCAACGAACAAUCUCUCAAAUUAAUCGAAGGCAGAAAAGAACGCAAGAAACUGUCAACUGAAAACGAGAAACUGUCUUACCAAAUGAGGGACAUGGAGACUAUGGUCCACUCUUUCCUAGAAAGAGAAAAAGGUGAUGGCCAAGAUGACAGUUGUGGCUUUUCGGCUAGUUACACUUCUUCUUCAGAACACCACAAGACGUCUAGUUUGCCAUCAGAAGUAUCGACCAGCCGACCGUUGUCCUUAGCAGUAAAUAAAUUGAAUCAGACGUUUAAUGGCCCAAUUUCUACUCAUCGGGAAACAGAAAGAAGUCUUUCUUUUUCGCCUCAACUUGAAAGCUGCGAAAGCCGAUCGCCAAACGAAUCAUCACUGAACGUAACUGAAAUUAGCUCGGCUAAUUCCGAAUUCAAUUCUCUCGAUCGAUUAGGAGAGAAUAAAAGUUCCUCGAGCAGCUGUAGCGAAAAGGACUCGCAAUGCGGAGACAAAAGGAAACCUAGAAAACAGAAAUCAUUAGCUUUUACAGUUCCUUUCUAGCUGUGAAUAAAAACUUGAAAAAUGACUCAAAACUUUUUUUUAUUGUUGACAUUGUCCUGUUACACUAAUUUUUAAUCCUAUUUAACUGAAUUUCAAGUAGUUUUACGAAAGAUACCUGAUUAUAGAAGAAAAUCAGAACCUAACUUUUAACGUUAACUUCAGAUGGUUGGAAGCAUUGGUGCUAAUCUUGAAAUAGUCCAUAUUUUGAUUUUAAUUCAAAAUUUUCAUUGUCCGACUUGAUUUAUUAAAUCGAAUAAAUAUUCAGUUGAAUUCAAUUUUGCAGAUA